AUGCUCGCAGGCUGGCAGUACGUAGCGUACUACGUCAACCAGAAUGACAAGGAGAUUAACAACAGCGAUGAUAACGAUGGUCAGGUCGAAACCAAAUCGAGACCGACCCGAAACGUCUGCCUGGCUCGACGAAAAUUGGACGCAAGCUCAUAUGCCAAGUCGAGAAGGAGUGAUAGGGACCAGACCCUCGGCGUCAGUGACGGCGAGUCGGAAAAGGCAAUUUGGCAGACUAUCGUAUUCGACGAUUACGAGCAGGUAUUGAACGACGGACAUAACACCAUCUCCCUCGGCCUGUCCCAUUCGGACGGCUCGAUCCACCUUUCGUUCGACAAUCACAAUACCAGCUUGGUUUACCGUCGUUCGUGUUCCACCCUCGACCUGAUCAGUCAACCUGACGAGGUACCCUACAGAGACGUUGUCGGAGGGUGGUCUAAGAAGAGUUUCCAGGAGGUACGGGAGGGGCUUGAAGGGCUCGAUACAGCCGAGUUCGAGAGCGCAACGUAUCCCAGAUUCUUGAGCUUGCCAGCGAGUUCUGAUUCGUCGGCUUCGCUCCUCCUCGAAUUCCGAACCGGGAUGGCCGGACUGGGCGAUACGCGGAUGUACGUCUAUGGAUCAAGAAGUGGCGAUGAUAGUAGCGGGACGUCUUCGUACGGCUGGGAAGCUAGAGGCGUAGUCUUGCAGGGAGUUGGCUGUAAUGCGUACGUCCCUCAUUCUCAGCCUCGUGAAUCUAGGGUCGAUUUGCACGAAGUGGAGCGGGUCACGGAGGCUUACUUUUCUUCGAUGCCUGCCAGCGUCCAUUUGACGUGGACCUAUCGCUCGUAUAUCCCUGUAACACUGAAAGACUCGCAACAACAAGCAGGACCGAACGGACCGGAGAACAAUCACGACCUGUAUUACGCGUGGAGUCCGUUCGAGGAGGAUCGUCCUGGAGCGAUGGGAGGCCCAGGGAGACGGUGGUUCAACGGGAUGGGCGAGCUGAUCGGCAUGGCAGGGAAACCGGUGGUAUCCGGUAGUGCGGAUGCCCCUUCUUCUCCUGGGCUAGGACCCGUUAUACCGACAUCGCCAGGGAUCUUGGCAUACAAGACCUCGGCUGGCAACAAGGGUAUUACCAAUCAAGAGAGCCAGGCGGUGGACAGUCAGGGUGGAGUUCAUGUGCUGAAUAGGGAGGAGGUAGAUGGCCUCGAGAGAUGGGUGUACUACACGCUUCCCGAAGCAAGUGACGGCAUCUUCAAUGGUCGUGUGUGGGAACGCCACCUUCUGCCGCACCCUAAGUACAGCCCGGCAUCGGUGUUUCAUCCUCGAGGCAAGAUGUUUUGUGCCACGCACUACGACGUUCCCCAUCUAUACAUUUUCCUUCCGAGAGAGCUCGAUCUCGUAUUGAUCCGCCGGAGCUUACGAAUCAAGCCCGGAUGGCGGGGGGAGUGGGAAGAGGUGCUCAGAUUGCCCGGGGCGAGAAUGAUGGAAGUCCUGGUCGACGAGGAACGCUUGAAUCGAUGGGACCACGUACUGAGCGUGUAUAUUGGCAAAUAUUUCCCUGAAGAAAUGGAGUUUGACCGUCACAGGCGCAUUGACGAGAAUACCGGAGAAGAGUGCGACUAUAGUGGUCAAAGAAGAGACAGUUGGAUGUCAAUCCUGGAUAUCACCCUUUGA
Messenger RNA from Filobasidium floriforme, 1650 nucleotides. RefSeq lists its product as uncharacterized. NCBI's taxonomy places the organism in Eukaryota, Fungi, Basidiomycota, Tremellomycetes, Filobasidiales, Filobasidiaceae. The transcript is spliced from 6 exons. The record is from RefSeq and is a predicted model, not a curated record. The coding region runs from base 1 to 1650 and encodes 549 amino acids.